UGGUGAUGUCCUUCAUCCACUCUGGACUCACUGAAGGUACUGAUGCAGAGAUGAUGACAGAUGAUGAAGACAAGACAAACUCAUCCACUCUACCUACAUCUACACUGACUGUAACACCAAACUCUGUAUUCACUGGAGAGACAGUCAGUCUGACGUGUGUGAUUGAGUCUCACGGUGACUGGAGAUAUGAGUGGUAUAAAGGCCGCACUGAAGUGUCUAAGCUUUACACUGUAAAUGGCAACACUCUCACUAUUAAACAAUCUAAAACAUCUGAUGCGGGUCAGUACACAUGUAAAGGACACAUAGAUGCAAGAUCAGUCUCAUCACAUUCAAGCUUUGCUGUUUCUCUCACUGUGAAGGCUUUACCCACAUCUAUACUGACUGUAACACCAAACUCUGUAUUCACUGGAGAGACAGUCAAUAUGACGUGUGUGAUUAAGUCUCACGGUGACUGGAGAUAUGAGUGGUAUAAAGGCCGCACAGAAGUGUCUGAGGUUUACACUGUAAAUGGAAACACUCUCACUAUUGAACAAUCUAAAACAUCUGAUGCGGGUCAGUACACAUGUAAAGGACACAUAGAUGCAAGAUCAGUCUCAUCACAUUCAAGCUCUGCUGUUUCUCUCACUGUGAAGGCUUUACCCACAUCUACACUGACUGUAACACCAAACUCUGUAUUCACUGGAGAGACAGUCAAUCUGACGUGUGUGAUCAAGUCUCACGGUGACUGGAGAUAUGAGUGGUAUAAAGGCCGCACUGAAGUGUCUGAGGUGUACACUGUAAAUGGCAACACUCUCACUAUUGAACAGUCUAAAACAUCUGAUGCGGGUCAGUACACAUGUAAAGGACACAUAGAUGCAAGAUCAGUCUCAUCACAAUCAAGCUCUGCUGUUUCUCUCACUGUGAAGGCUUUACCCACAUCUACACUGACUGUAACACCAAACUCUGUAUUCACUGGAGAGACAGUCAAUCUGACGUGUGUGAUCAAGUCUCACGGUGACUGGAGAUAUGAGUGGUAUAAAGGCCGCACUGAAGUGUCUGAGGUUUACACUGUAAAUGGCAACACUCUCACUAUUGAACAGUCUAAAACAUCUGAUGCGGGUCAGUACACAUGUAAAGGACACAUAGAUGCAAGAUCAGUCUCAUCACAAUCAAGCUCUGCUGUUUCUCUCACUGUGAAGGAUUUACCCACAUCUACACUGACUGUGAAUCCAAACUCUGUAUUCACUGGAGAGACAGUCAAUCUGAAGUGUGUGAUUGAGUCUCAUUACAGUAACUGGAGAUAUGAGUGGUAUAAAGGCAGCACUAAAGUGUCUGAGUAUUACACUGUAAACAGAGACACUUUCACUAUCAGAGGAGUUAAAAAGUCUGAUUCGGGUCAGUACACAUGUAAAGGACAGAGAGAUGGAAGACCAAAAUCAUCACAAUCAAGCUCUGCUGUUUCUCUCACUGUGAUGGAUUUACCCACAUCUACCCUGACUAUGAAUCCAAACAGUGUGUUCACUGGAGAGACAGUCAGUAUGAAAUGUGUGAUAAGCUCUGAUCACAGUAACUGGAGAUAUGAGUGGUAUAAAGGCGACGCUAAAGUUUCUGAACGUUACACUGUAAACACUCUCACUAUUGAACAAUCUAAAACAUCUGAUGCGGGUCAGUACACGUGUAAAGGACACAUAGAUGCAAGAUCAGUCUCAUCACAUUCAAGCUCUGCUGUUUCUCUCACUGUGACGGAUUUACCCACAUCUACACUGACUGUGACACCAGACAGUCCUGUAUUCACUGGAGAGACAGUCAAUCUGAAGUGUGAAAUAAAGUCUGAUCACAGUGACUGGAGAUAUGAGUGGUAUAAAGGCAACAGAGACAAGCCAGUAUCACAGACAUCUGAUCGUUACGCUGUACAUGGAGACAGUCUCAGUAUUGUAAAGGCUAUUUCAACUGAUGCGGGUCAGUACUGGUGUAAAGGACAGAGAGAUGGAAGACCACAAUCAUCACAUUUUAGCUCUGCUGUUGAUCUCACUGUGAAGGAUUUACCCACAUCUACACUGACUGUGAAUCCAAACUCUGUAUUCACUGGAGAGACAGUCAAUCUGAAGUGUGUGAUUGAGUCUCAUUACAGUAACUGGAGAUAUGAGUGGUAUAAAGGCCGCACUAAAGUGUCUGAGUAUUACACUGUAAACAGAGACACUUUCACUAUCAGAGGAGUUAAAAAGUCUGAUUCAGGUCAGUACACAUGUAAAGGACAGAGAGAUGGAAGACCAAACUCAUCACAAUCAAGCUCUGCUGUUUCUCUCACUGUGAUGGAUUUACCCACAUCUACACUGACUGUGACACCAGACAGUCCUGUAUUCACUGGAGAGACAGUCAAUCUGAAGUGUGAAAUAAAGUCUGAUCACAGUGACUGGAGAUAUGAGUGGUAUAAAGGCAACAGAGACAAGCCAGUAUCACAGACAUCUGAUCGUUACGCUGUACAUGGAGACAGUCUCAGUAUUGUAAAGGCUAUUUCAACUGAUGCGGGUCAGUACUGGUGUAAAGGACAGAGAGAUGGAAGACCACAAUCAUCACAUUUUAGCUCUGCUGUUGAUCUCACUGUGAAGGAUUUACCCACAUCUACACUGACUGUGACACCAGACCGUCUUGUAUUCACUGGAGAGACAGUCACUCUGACGUGUGUGAUUGAGUCUUACAGUGAGUGGAGAUAUGAGUGGUAUAAAGGCACAGACAGUGCAAUGUUACACACGUCUGAUCGUUACACUGUAAACAAAAACACUCUCACUAUCAGAGGAGCUACUGAGUCUGAUCAGGGUCAGUACUGGUGUAGAGGACAGAGAGAUAAAAGACCACAAUCAUCACAGUCAAGACCUGCUGUUGCUCUCAGUGUGAAGGAUUUACCCACAUCUACACUGACUGUGACACCAGACAGUCCUGUAUUCAUUGGAGACACAGUCAAUCUGACGUGUGUGAUUAAGUCUAAUGAAAGUGACUGGAAAUAUGAGUGGUAUAAAGGCCCAAACAACAGUGCAAUGUUACAGGCGUCUGAACAUUACACUCUAAACCGAGACACUCUUACUAUCAGAGGAGUGAAUGAGUCUGAUCAGGAUCAGUACUGGUGUAAAGGACAGAGAGAUGGAAGACCAUCAUCCUCACAGGAGAGUAAUCAAAUAAAUCUGUCUGUUAAUG
Messenger RNA from Labeo rohita (rohu), 3171 nucleotides. RefSeq names its product basement membrane-specific heparan sulfate proteoglycan core protein-like. Gene Ontology annotation, biological process: cell surface receptor signaling pathway. The record is from RefSeq and is a predicted model, not a curated record. Gene Ontology annotation, molecular function: transmembrane signaling receptor activity. The transcript has 13 exons. The annotation marks the transcript as partial. NCBI's taxonomy places the organism in Eukaryota, Metazoa, Chordata, Actinopteri, Cypriniformes, Cyprinidae.